AUGGCAAAUCACGGGCCAAGUUAUGGUUUAAGCAGAGAACUCGAGAAGAAGAACAACGCUCGAUUCAAUCUCGAAGAGGCUAUCGAAGUUCUCUUGUGGGUGGAACAAGUGUCACAGCUUCCGUAUCAAGCUGACCCAACAGUUUGUCAGUCUGCCCAAGAGGUUUCAGAUCUUCUGAAGGAUGGUGUUCACUUAUGCAAAGUUAUAAAUCGUUUGAUGGGAGAGGGAACAAGAGUCCCAUAUAAUGCUCGACCAAAGAUGCCUUUCCAUAUGAUGGAAAACAUCAGCAAUUUUUUGGAAGGUUGUAAAUCGUACGGUGUCGCUGAGAUAAGUUGUUUCCAGACAGUGGAUCUUUAUGAGAACAAACAGUGCUACAAAGUCAUUGAAUGCUUACGCUCUCUAGCAGCUGUGGCUCAAGCUCGAGAUGCUCCUGUCGCUUUCCCAGCUUGGGUUGUUCGUUUAUCACAAGGACGACCUCGACAGUUUCCUGAAGCUGUGAUGAGACGUGGAGAGAUGGUAAUCCCAUUGCAAUAUGGAACUAACAAGUGUGCUAGUCAAAAAGGAAUGACGCCAUAUGGAUUAUGCCGACAGAUCAAACCAGACACUUCAUGCUGA
Molecule: messenger RNA, 615 nt
Organism: Auanema sp. JU1783
Lineage: Eukaryota; Metazoa; Nematoda; Chromadorea; Rhabditida; Rhabditidae
Source: the annotation of a GenBank genome assembly